Messenger RNA from Suillus subalutaceus, 1272 nucleotides. RefSeq lists its product as uncharacterized. NCBI's taxonomy places the organism in Eukaryota, Fungi, Basidiomycota, Agaricomycetes, Boletales, Suillaceae. The coding region runs from base 1 to 1272 and encodes 423 amino acids. The transcript has 9 exons. The record is from RefSeq and is a predicted model, not a curated record.
AUGGAAGAAAAUGUCGAAAUCACAAAUAUAUUUCAUCACAAAAUGACUAUAUUAGAAGACAUUGUUAAAGAGUUUGAAUUAAAUGGUAAUGCUGAACAGGAGAUGAGCUUUAGGAUCAUUGGCGAGCAUUUUGUGCACGAUGAUGUCCAGCAGUUACUCAUGUUUAUAACUGGGAUAGGUGGCUCAGGAAAAAGCCAUGUGAUUUGUGUGAUGGUGGAAUUAUUCAAUGCGCCGACCAGGAGCACAGCAGUUUUCAUCAAUGGAUAUACCAUUCAUGCAAUGACCUUUUUGCCAAAGAGACAAGUACCCAUCAAGCAGGAGGAUCCCGUGUUUUGUCUAUCAAACCAAAUAUCUCAAGCUAAAUCGUGGGAUGCAAGCACAAGAGACAAAUCUUUCGGGGGAAUCAAUGUCAUUUUUUGGGGAGACAUUGGGCAAUUACGUCCACCGAAAUCGAAUGCUUUGUACAGUCAUGUGCUUGUGAAUCGCCUCACACCUGCGACUACACAAACAAUCAAAGGACAAUCUGCACUUCAUGGCGCUUUCUGUGGCAGCAGACAAAAUUGGCAGGCAAAAGAUGAUGCCGCCUUUACUAAAAAAUGCGCUGUAGGUUUAACAGAUCAGAGUGAUUAUGACACCCUAAAAAGCCAUCACUCACCCGCACAAUUCGUCAAAUUUAAAGAUGCCCCAAUUGUGGUCACUGGAAAAUUUCUGCAAGACGCAUUGAAUGAGUCAAAGGCAUGGAAUUUCGCAAUCAAAUCAGGCCAACAUUUCGAGAUGUAUCAUGCGCGUGACAAAAUAUCUAAAAAACCUGUGAUAAGUGAGCAACAACGCCGUUUGUGGAAGAUGAGCACUUCUAGCACAAGUGAUGCAAUUGGUAAAUUGCCGCUGAUUCCUGGCAUUAGCAGGAUCAUCAAUGGUAGCAGAGGUAUACUGAAGUCUGUGACUUACAAUGUCGAUAACACAGGUAACAAAUUUGCUGUAUGUGCUUUAGUACACAUUCCUGACAGCACUUUAUACAUACCUGGGCUUUCUGAUAAAGUCGUACCGAUAUUGCCAGUGACAAGUAGUUUUGAAUUUCCAACUGAAGCAAAGAAGAUCUAUGUCAGGUGCAUACAAUUGCUGAUAUUACUGGGCUGGGCUUUCACAGACUAUAAGAUUCAAGGGAGCACAAUGCCAAAAGUUGUCAUUGAUUUCACCGGUGCAAAAUCCCUUCAAAGUAUCUAUGUAAUGUUAUCCCAAGCUAGUUGUUUAGAAGAUGUGGUGAUUUUGUAA